AUGUUCCUUCAAACUGCAAUUAAGGAGUUGGACAGGUACUUACCACCCACAAACCGUUGGUGUGUUUUGUUUGCUACCGUCCCAGUAUCCUUUGCUUCAGGGACGUUAUUCGCAUACUCGGUAUUUGGCACUCAACUUGCCGAUAGAUGUAAACUUGAUGCUUCCUCCACUGUGAACUUGAAUAUCACUGCUACUCUCGGUGGUGCCAUCGGUGGAUUACUUUCUGGCUUGCUUACAGACAGAUAUGGGACGCAAAUUCCAAUUUUGAUCAGUUUCUUGUGCCUUACAUUGGGGUACUUUUUGGUUUACUUGAGUUACCAAUUAGGUGAGGGUAGUACGUUCAUAGGACUCUUAUUUGCGAUGCUUUGUGUUGGAUUUGGAUCUGUAGCUGGAUACUUUAGUUCUUUGAAGGCCGUAGCUUUGAAUUUCCCCGACUUUAAAGGCUCUGCACAAAGUGUAACUAUUGCUUCAUUUGCGAUUUCCAGUUUAUUGUACCUGGUUGUUUCGAGCUUUUUAAGCACCGGUGACUUUAUAAAAUUCUUGUCAAUCUCCUGUGCGGUCUUGACUUCUAUUGGGUUUGUCUUUAUUAGAGUCGAUGGUCACUAUAAUGAAGUUCUCCUAUCAGAUAUUGAAGAACAGGUGGAAGGUGAGUCUAGCCAAUUGCUAGCUGACGAAUCUUCUGGUUACGAGAGUGUUGUUAGCGACACCAAUUUGAAGAGUCAGCCCGAUGUUGACGUUGUGAAGACCUUAAAUUUGAAGGGGUCACUCUUCCAUCCUACAUUUUGGCUCCAUUACUUAAUAUUCUCCAUUACUCAAGGUUUUGGUCAAAUGUACAUAUACUCGGUCGGUUAUAUCCUUAAGGCUAUUUACUAUUACUACACCCAUAAUGAAAUUACUUCAGAUGUGGUAAGCUUGCAGAAAUUGCAGGCACUUCACGUAUCGUUGAUUGCCAUAUUUUCUUUCAUUGGUAGAUUGUCGUCUGGUCCCACAUCUGACUACUUUUACAAAGUCUUGAAAGUUCAAAGACACUGGAUAUUAAUUCUUGGAACUCUUGUGAUGUUGGUGGGCCAUUCCUUGCAAUUAUUAGACGUUGAAAGUACAUUUAAAACCUUGGGAGGUGCUAACAUUUACUUACUGGUAGCUUCGUGCACAGUUGGCUUUGCCUACGGAUUUACUUUUGCUUGCUACCCUGUUAUCGUUUCAGACAUUUUCAAUAUGAAGUACUAUAGUUUUAUUUGGGGAUGUUUAUAUACAAGUACAACAAUUGGGUUAACUCUAAUGUCUAAAAUUUUCGGAUAUGUCUAUGAUUCUAACUCGGUAACUUGGGAUCCUUCAAAUAAAGUUUACAUUUGUUCCAAAGGUUCUGGAUGUUACCAUGCCACUUUUAAAAUCACCUGUGGAAUGUGUGUUUUGGUAAUUGCAUUGGUUGGCGGUUAUAUUUAUCGUGGAAGGAACACCAAGUAG
Dujonia railenensis is the source of this 1464-nucleotide messenger RNA. NCBI's taxonomy places the organism in Eukaryota, Fungi, Ascomycota, Pichiomycetes, Serinales, Debaryomycetaceae. The record is from the annotation of a GenBank genome assembly.